Chiroxiphia lanceolata (lance-tailed manakin) is the source of this 4235-nucleotide messenger RNA. RefSeq names its product reticulocalbin 1 (gene RCN1). The record is from RefSeq and is a predicted model, not a curated record. Bases 1 to 957 code for a protein of 318 amino acids. Gene Ontology annotation, cellular component: endoplasmic reticulum. The transcript has 6 exons. Gene Ontology annotation, molecular function: calcium ion binding. Lineage: Eukaryota; Metazoa; Chordata; Aves; Passeriformes; Pipridae.
AUGGCGGGCGGCGGUGCGGUGCGGGCGCUGCUCCCGGCGCUGCUCCUGGCGGCGGGAGCGCUGGGCAAGCCCACGGCGCGGCAGGAGCGGGCGCGGCCCGGAGCGCAGCACGAGGACCGGCCCGGCUUCCAGUACGACCACGAGGCCUUCCUGGGCAAGGAGGAGGCGCGGAGCUUCGACCAGCUGAGCCCGGAGGAAAGCCGGGAGCGCCUGGGGAAGAUUGUGGAUAGAAUAGAUGACAACAAAGAUGGCUAUCUCACAACAGAGGAAUUAAAAACCUGGAUUAAGCGGGUGCAGAAACGCUAUAUCUAUGAAAACGUGGCUAAAGUUUGGAAAGACUAUGAUCUAAACAAGGACAAUAAAAUUGCCUGGGAAGAAUACAAACAAGCCACAUAUGGUUAUUAUCUAGAAAAUCCAGAAGAAUUCCAAGACGCAACUGAUCAGCACAGUUUUAAGAAAAUGCUGCCCAGAGAUGAAAGACGAUUCAAAACUGCAGAUCUGGAUGGAGACUUGGCUGCCACUCGUGAAGAAUUCACUGCUUUCCUUCACCCGGAGGAGUUUGAGCACAUGAAAAACAUCGUUGUCCUAGAAACCUUAGAAGACAUAGACAAAAAUGGGGAUGGUUUCGUGGAUCAAGACGAGUACAUUGCUGAUAUGUUUGCAAAUGAAGAGGGUGGACCAGAGCCUGACUGGGUGAUUACAGAGCGUGAACAGUUUGCAGAUUUUCGUGACCUCAACAAGGAUGGAAAGAUGGACAAAGAUGAAAUUCAGCACUGGAUUCUCCCCCAAGACUAUGAUCAUGCCCUGGCUGAAGCCAGGCACUUAGUCUAUGAGUCUGAUGCAGACAAGGAUCAAAAACUAACAAAAGAGGAGGUUCUUGACAACUGGAAUAUGUUCGUUGGAAGUCAAGCUACUAAUUAUGGGGAGGACCUCACAAGAAACCACGAUGAACUAUGAUACAAAUACCAACCAGUAUGCUACACACCUUUUCUCCACUUCCCUGAAAUCACUGUGUCCAUCCCUUCUUUCAGGGGGAGAUGGGCAAGGGACACUCAUAACUGAACGACUUGCAUUAAUAUAUUUUUAACAUACCAGCUUAUUACCUCAGAAACCUCUUAGAAAUAGCUUUUUACUCUUUUCACAUGGUUAAAUACAAUAUAUAGUUACUACAGUUUUUAUUUUUGAAAAAAUAAAAAGGUAACUUUUCUGAGUAGAUUAGAGCCUGACAUGGAAAAGGCACUUUUAAAAAAUAUAAUUGCAAGGAUGUUUAAUAGUGAAAUAUUUUCUUCAAAUACCCUCUUUUACCAUAGUGAAAUGCAGCUAGGGUUAGAAAGAAACCUAAUGUUUAAACAGACUAAGCUGUUCAGUUGUCUUUUUUUAAUAGCAUAUAACAAUUUAAAGUUAAGACUUUGAGCCAGAGAAGAGGUUUGAUACAACCUUUGUCUCCACACAGUUUUUGUCUCCCGCUUUGGGUCAGAGGUGCUGCAGAAGGUAUCCAGCAGCCCUCUGGUUCAGAGCUUUCCAAGUUCAACACGUGCAGCUGGCCCUUCUCUCUGACCCCCAUCACAGAGCAGAGGGGAUGUGGAGUUCAGAGGGACAACUGUUUGGGGGCUGUUGGUUGUGCUGUUUCCUGGCAGGAAUUGUGCCACACGGAGCAUAAUUUACCUCGCGCUUUUCGCACUUAACCCGAGCCGUGCUUUUGUCCGUGCAGUGUGAAUGGCAGCAGCUCUGUGAUGGAGAAAGAAUGAGACAUAUCACCCCUCUGGGCCUUCUGCCUCCUCUGCCACAUAAGAGGACAGAUUUAUGUGGCUAAACUUCUGGUUUUGUAUGUAUAUACAUUUAAGUACAUGUUAGUGAAGCAACUCUACAAAGACAGCUCUCCUUCCCAAAAAGGGGGUAAGCUUUCCACACAGGUGCUUUCUUUUUUACUGUAUAAUGUGAGUUGUUACAUGUAUAUUUUUAUAUACCCAAGUUAGAUACGUUUGGUUGUUUUUAAAUAUACUGGUUUUAAAAUAAGCACAAUAAAACCAAUACUUCUUUUUGAUACUGUGAAGGUGCAGUAACACUAACACAGACUAACAUAGAGACAUGAUGUGAAAGCACAAACCAAGCCUCUAAAGCCAGUAGCUCCCAAAGGACUGGGUCAUUGGCAACUCCUGCAGCACUGGGUGGUCAUCUACAAACAGCAGCUAGACAUACAGCACCAACUGUUUCUUCUUCACCUCAAUUAAAAAAAAAAAAAAAAGCUAGUAAGUCCAAUACACAUGGUUGCUAUAACUAGAAUUGUUUCUGAACAAUAGUAACUGGGAGAUUAGGGCUCCACAGCAGUCACUGGGAGGUUCCUUGAAGGUUUGGUGUACAGCAUCACAUGCUGGAGGUCACAUAACCAUCCAGAGAGGAGCUUUGAGACUCCUGGAUUGUGAUACACUUCAGCAGUUCAACAAAUCUGUGAAAAUCAGCAUGAGACAAUGCAGAACUGUGACCUUUGUAAGCAGGGUCAUUUUCAUAAGGUCAUACAAGAACUGUGGUGGAAUAUUUUACAUCUUCUCAAUGAAGAUAAUUAAAUCUAGAUACCAGAGUCUGGCAGAGAUUACAUGUUCUUGCUAUAGCACCAUUACUGAACUUUUGGUGUGCACUUCUUAUGACAUUGCCAGCAAUGUCUCUGCAAAGUCCCUACCUCUUCCAGUAACAUACAGUAGGACAAAUGUCAUAAGACAUAAGUGAACUGGUUUUGCUUUUAGAGUACCCUCAAGUUAAAUAAAUGCCUAAGUGCAGUGUUAUCUGAGAAGCAAUAAAAUUGUACCUUGGCACAUGUAAACGAUCAUCUGGUUUGUUUAUGGCUUGAAUUUGGAAAGGUUUAUGUAUUCAAUAAUCUUAAAAAUCUUGAGAACUUUUUUUUUAAGUUCUUUCAUAUCAAAAUUUAACAUAUUUUAGUAACAGAUUUGCAGUGCUCGCUCUGCACUUCUGCUGUUUCAGGAAACAAUACCUUAAAAGACCUCAAAAAAAGCUUGUUUCCUGCAAGGGAAACUGCAGCUCAGGCUGGAUACUAAGCCAGGGAUUUUCACUGAAGCCCAAGGGAAGGUUGUUUGCUCACUCUUGUUGAAAUUCAGUGGGAGUUGGGUGCUGAGACACUAAGCAUUGUUGCCUUCAGCUAAACAUGACACUUCCAAAUGCACUAUGCACUGUCCCAACAAAAAAACACAUCUGUGCUUUGACAAGCAAUCACAUUUCCUUCCACAUUACUAAAUGAAUUUGGAGUGGAAUUAGCAUCACACAAGAGAGAAAUCAUGUUCCCCUGUUUGUUCUCGAUUCCUAUUAAUGCUUGGUACACACAGGCAUUUUCCAGUAUAAAAUUAUACUUACAGGAGUAAGAAUGCUGAAAUCAGAGAAGUUGUUCAUGCAAAACUGGAAAUUUAGACCCAUAGUAUUUUACUGUAAAAGCUUUUUUUUUUUUCCCCAAAAGAAUGAUACUCAGGUAGCAUAUAUCCAGCUCUGAAAAAGACAAGCAUCCAAUUAGAAUGAGGUUUAGAAUAAUCAAGUUAUCUAUCAAUAAUGAGUAAUGGGGUGAUGUUAAGACAAGGAGCUUUUUUAAUAAAGCAGAAUAUAGAAAUAUUUUUUUAGAGAACAAAAGUGUCCCUGAUAUGAUUUCGUUCUACAGGCUCCCCUCUUUCUGCAGUUCCUCAUAGUGUUUCUCUCACCAACACUCAGUCAUGGCACAGUACAUUCCAUGCACUAAAUUUUCCUUUCAAGCUCAAUGCACUAUGGAAGAGUAACUCCAAAAGAGACUAGAGCUUCUGGGUUUAAAUUUAACACUAUUUAAGGAAAGCAAACCUUUGCUAGGGGAUAUAACUGUUAACAUUGUGAUUUUUCAAGCCUAAGGUUUCUAAUGGGGUUUGACUAUUCCAGAGAUAACAUUUUUUUUCCUAGGUAACAUAUUUCAACUCAUAUUAUGAGCAAAUGUUACGAAAUUUUAGUGUAAUGUGAAAUACUGUAAUGUCAGAUAGCAUUAUUUAUCUGCUUAAUAUGACUAAAACCAUUAAUUGCUGGGAGCCAUACUUCAUCCUAGCAACAUGAAAAUCCAUUUUGUGCCUAUCUUGUCAGUUAUUGCCGAUUUUCUUAAUGAAUUGUGACGUAGUGAAAUUCUGUUGGGAAGCGUGUUUAUAUAUUUCCAACUGCAGGUUCUGUAUGGUAACUCUUAUUACAUAUAUCCUCCAUUAAACUCAAUGUUUUCAUUA